GAAAGCAGCAGAACCUACUCAGUCUGAGGAGUCACAGGCAAUGAAUUCCAAACAUCAGUAUGUGGAGCUCAAUGAUGGUCACUUCAUUCCUAGGCUGGGCUUUGGCACUGUUAAACCUGAAGAGGUUCCUAAGAGUAAGACCACAGAGGCCACCAAAAUAGCUAUAGAAGCUGGGUUCCGCCAUAUUGAUUGUGCUUAUUCAUACGAAGUAGAAGAGGAGGUAGGAUUGGCUGUUAGAAGCAAGAUUGCAGAUGGCACUGUGAAGAGAGAAGACAUAUUCUAUACUUCAAAGCUAUGGUUCACUUUUCAUCGACCAGAGCUCGUCCAAUCUUGUUUGGAAAAAUCACUGGAAAAACUUAAUUUUGACUAUGUUGACCUCUAUCUUAUUCAUUCCCCAAUGGAGUUGAAGCCAGGGGAAGAGCUUUUUCCACAAGAUGAAAAUGGAAAAAUAAUAUAUGACUCAGUGGAUCUCUGUGCCACAUGGGAGGCCAUGGAGAAGUGCAAGGACGCAGGAUUGGCCAAGUCCAUCGGGGUGUCCAACUUUAACCGCAGGCAGCUGGAGAUGAUCCUGAAUAAACCAGGCCUCAAGUAUAAGCCUGUCUGCAACCAGGUAGAAUGUCAUGUUUAUCUCAACCAGAGGAAACUGCUGGACUUCUGCAAAUCCAAAGACAUUGUUCUGGUUGCCUAUGGUGCUCUUGGAACUCAACGAUACAAAGAUUGGGUUGACCCGAGCUCUCCAGUUCUCUUGGAUGAUCCAGUUCUUGGUGCCUUGGCAAAAAAACACAAUCGAUCCCCAGCCCUGAUUGCCCUCCGCUACCAGCUGCAGCGUGGGGUUGUAGUUCUGGUCAAGAGUCUCAACGAGAAGAGAAUCAAAGAGAACAUUCAGGUUUUUGAUUUUGAGUUGACUGCAGAAGACAUGAAAGACCUAGAUGGCCUGAACAGAAAUUUUCGAUAUCUUCCUUUCAAGCUUAUGUCUGACCACCCGAAUUUUCCAUUUGCUGAUGAAUAUUAAUCUGGACACCUUUGUCCUGACUUCUACUGGUAUCCCUGACUUCAAUUGUGAUUCCAGAGAUGGCUCAGAUGCUGAUGAUUGGACACAUCGCUUCUGUUGUUAAUCCAUGCUUCUUAGCAACUCACAUUCUGCUACAGUAAAGUUCACCAGUCCAGUAAUUACAUUUUUAUCGAUUUCUGAAAACAAAAUAAACUUGUUUUCCUUCAGAUUCUUA
Molecule: messenger RNA, 1226 nt
Organism: Ictidomys tridecemlineatus (thirteen-lined ground squirrel)
Lineage: Eukaryota; Metazoa; Chordata; Mammalia; Rodentia; Sciuridae
Product: aldo-keto reductase family 1 member C23-like protein
Molecular function (GO): oxidoreductase activity
Source: RefSeq, a predicted model, not a curated record